AUGUUCGAAAAUCUUAAGCCACAUGAAGCGGUUUUGAUCUCACAAAGUGAGUACUUCAAUUGGGUCGCAGAACAAUGUGGUUGCCCAUCCAUUGAAAAUUGGAGAAAGGAACAAUAUAAUAUCGCCAUCAAGAGAGACAGUGCCACUUUUCGUGAUGAUUCAUGGGAUGAUAAUGAUCAACUUAUCAAAGAAGCAAACCGGGAUUUCGCUAAAUUCAAACUGAGCAAAGUUUGUUCUACCUAG
This is a messenger RNA of Arabis nemorensis, 243 nucleotides long. NCBI's taxonomy places the organism in Eukaryota, Viridiplantae, Streptophyta, Magnoliopsida, Brassicales, Brassicaceae. The record is from the annotation of a GenBank genome assembly.